CCCAGACCGUGCGAGGCGCCCUCCGGUCCGUCCGCCGGGAGCUGAGGCCAAGGGCCAGAAGGGCCCGCAGCCGCGCCUGGAAGAUGCGCCCCGGGACUGCCGGCACCCUGAAGGCAGCGUUCCUCGUCUUUGCCUCCCUGUGCGCCUGGUAUUCCGGGUACCUGCUCGCAGAGCUCAUUCCAGCUGUGCCCCUGUCCGGCACCAUCUACAGCAUCCGGAGCAUCGGUGAGAGGCCCGUCCUGAGAGCGCCAGCACCGAAAAGGCAAAAAUGUGACCACUGGACCCCGUGCCCCACAAACAGCUAUGCCUACCGGUUGCUCAGCGGGGGUGGCAGGGACAAGUAUGCCAAGAUCUGCUUUGAGGAUGAGAUGCUCAUAGGAGAAAAGACUGCAAAUGUUGCAAGAGGAAUAUACAUUGCUAUUGUCAACUAUAUGACUGGGAAAGUGAUAGCAACACAGCUUUUUGAUAUGUACGAAGGCGAUAACUCUGGACCAAUGGCGAGGUUUAUUCAGAGCGCCCCUUCGCAGUCCCUGCUGUUCAUGGUGACCCAGGAUGAAGGCAGCAGCAGACUGAAGGAGGACGCCAAGAAGGCCAUCGAAGCCCUGGGAAGUAAAGAGAUCAGAAACAUGAGAUUCAGGUCAAGCUGGGUGUUCCUUGCAGCAAAAGGCUUUGAACUCCCUGCAGAAAUUCAGAGAGAAAAGAUCAACCACUCAGAUAGCUCAAGGAACAGGUACUCGGGCUGGCCUGCAGAGAUACAGAUAGAAGGCUGUAUACCGAAAGGACCAAGCUAACGUUGCCCGGCCUUAAUAAACGUGUGUUUAUAGACAAAUGCA
Molecule: messenger RNA, 833 nt
Organism: Camelus dromedarius (Arabian camel)
Lineage: Eukaryota; Metazoa; Chordata; Mammalia; Artiodactyla; Camelidae
Gene: FAM3B
Product: FAM3 metabolism regulating signaling molecule B
Exons: 8
Coding region: 84-791 (235 amino acids)
Biological process (GO): insulin secretion
Source: RefSeq, a predicted model, not a curated record